Molecule: messenger RNA, 3108 nt
Organism: Psilocybe cubensis
Lineage: Eukaryota; Fungi; Basidiomycota; Agaricomycetes; Agaricales; Agrocybaceae
Exons: 5
Coding region: 1-3108 (1035 amino acids)
Source: RefSeq, a predicted model, not a curated record
AUGGCAUCGCUCCGGAGGCUGGCGCUGCAUGCCUCUGCACUGAGCGAUGCAGAGUACGAGCUAUAUACCUCGAGCUUAAAGGACAUCGCGCUUGGAGAUGAAGAUGAAGAUGAACAGGGUGGCAAUAGCAAAGCUGUGGGUGGGAGUGGGAAGAGCAAAGGUGGAGCUGCACGGACAGGAGGCGUGGGGCAUGGCCCUGGCCAGGGAAACGAGGGCGACUCGGAUGCAUAUUUUGAGGAUAUGAAGAUCGGCGUGCGGGAAGUACGAGCGUGGCUGAGGGGAAGAUAUUCCCAUGUGCCCUCCUCGGCUAUAGAUAAGAUUCUCAGACUGUUCUCCCCAACCAUCGCGCACGGGGACGUGCUGUCUGGAUCCGAGUUCUUUGCAGCGCUCAGGCUAGUCGUGCACGCCGAGAACGGCCAAGACGUCGAACGGUCUCUAGCCUUCGUCCAGGCCGUUCCACUACCCCGUGUAUCUCCAGGAGCCGUUCCAGUAUCAGUAGCAGGAACGACAGCAAGCACGACGCACACCACCCCCUCUACAUCCCGUACAUCCUCACCGUCGAAACGCCAUGCCGACCUUCCUCCACCUCCUCCCCCUCCUUCACGACGGCCAACUUCUACUUCCGCAACAGCGACAAUGACGGCGUCUGGAUCAUCACAUAACCCAUUUGCGCAGGCGAAUCAGCACUCAUCGCAUUCGCACCCACAGCCACCCCUACACCCUUCGCAACGCUCCGAGUCGUCCAAGUCCACCCCAUCAGCCGCAGUAGCAGCAUCGACCUCACAACAGCAACAACAUGCAACACACAACCCAUUUGUAUCUCAUCACCGACCCCCGCCCCCUUCUGCACCUCUCCCACAAACAGAAACACACUCGCAGUUCCAAUCGCAGCAACAGCAACCGCCCGUUAAAUCUACACGGUCGGACGAUGGCAGGAUCCCGCCAUUGCCGCCGCGAAAACCUCCACCUCCACCUCCACCUCUUCCACAAACGCAGGGACAAGGCGCGCUGACGAGCACAGGAUCACAUAUCGUGCCACUUGUGCCCCCACCGCAGCACGUUUCCUCUCGAAAUCGGGAGCGCGUUGAGCGUUCGAUAUCGCCGGCGAAAGUGGGUAUCGCGCGCCCUGUGCCGCACCCACCGUUAACGCAGCCGCAGCCGCUCGGACUGUCGUCGCAUGUGACUUCGACGCUGAUGAAGCAGAGUUUGCACGCGUCCAAGGUAGCGCAGACGAUGAAGAAGGCUGAAGAGAUGCUUGAGAAGGAGCGGGUGAUGCAGGUAUUGAAGAGAAGCGGCGGCGGGAGUGGUAACGCACAUCAACCCAACCAGUACCAGCAACUGCGGAGCGAAUCACCGGCAAAGAUGUACGCCUCCUCUGCUUCAGCGUCUUCCAAUGAUGAGAGGGACAGGGAGCGAGGACGUGAGCGGCAGGCUCCGCCUCUACCCCGGAGAAGAACACAAACUCAGACUCAGGCACAGUAUGUCUAUCCUGACGAAGGUAAAGACAAGGCUGGGAGACAAAGACAGAGGGACUUGGUCCCUCCACCACCUUCCCCGCCGAUGUCUGCGAGCUCGAUGGAGCAGGUUGCAUUGGCGCAUGUGAAUCCGCGCGCGCACCAUUCGCAGUCUCUUUCGGACCCCUUUGGAGUGAAUAAUCCCGGUGCUAAUUCGGGAGUGAGCCCAUUUCGAUCCCCUGCGGACCCCCUCCCUUCACGCCUACAGCAACAGCAGCAGCAGCAUUCGACACUGAACACAGACCAUGACGCUCCACACUCCCCUUUAUCUGAAAGAGUUACCGAGAAAGAGAAGGAGAGAGGGAGGGAGGGGUUGUAUUCAAGAUACUCGACUCCCUCUGGCUCAUCGUCGACAUCAAGCUCUCGGGCAGGAUCGCGUGUGCGAGGUCAAGUGCGGAGUAUGAGUAUGAGCAUGGGUGUUGGCGUUAGCGCUAAUCACGGCUCCAUCGACAGUCAGCACCAGUCUCAGCAGCAAUAUCCGCCUCCUACACACCCAGAUAGGAAACCCCCAGCACAUCUGGGACAUGACAUGGCGCCGGGAUCAAGCGCGAGCUCGAGUCCAAGUCCGAAUGGGAUGGCGAGCUACCCGCGCGUGUUCAGAUCGCGGUCGAUGCACCAGACAAGUCCAAGCGCGAGUCCAGGGAAAGGGUCUGCGUCUGGAACAACGACAGGAAGCGGACCUGGAACUGGAGCCGCGUCUUCGCCAGCACCCCCGCCGCCCGUGCGUCGACGCCGUCCGGAGAGCGUACAGGUUCUUCCUGGCUCUUCGUCGAAUUUGAAUUUGUAUCAGGCGUACCAGCAGUACCAGCCCCCGCCACCGCAUCCACCGUCGCCGAAUAAAUUGGGGUUUGGGCUUGGCCGACAUGCUACGGUGAGUUCGAGCAGUCCCGCGGCGGGGAGGAGAAGGUCGUCUCUGAGCACGGCUGUUCCAACGGGUCCGUGGGGGCGUGAUGGGGAGCGUGACACGGACAGAGGCGGUGAUGAAUACGGAUACGACACGCAUUCCACCCCUGGUGCUCUGCAUGCUGCAAACGCCAAUACAAACGCCAAUACAAACGCGACAGACUCCCCACUGUCGACGAUCCGCCGCUCAAUAGAGCCUAUCUUGGAUAACUUGAACAACCUUAACCGGAGCAUCGCGGCCGAUUUUGACCGUGCGCGCUAUAAAGCUGAAGCCGGGCUCUCGCGCCGCGGGUUCGUGCGUGAUGGUGCCGUUGGUCAUGUUCAUGUAGGAAAGAGGGGCGAAGAGGAAAGGGAAGAGGAAGAGGGGUUAAUGCGUGCUCCUGUUGGUGCCGGUGCAGAGCGCGGACGUGGAAGGGAUAGAGGGAGAGUCGGGAGAGGGCAUCCAGUUGCAGGUGAUAACGAUGAUGGUCGACCAGGAAUGGAUGUGGAUAGUCCCUCUGUUGAUGGCAGCAGUGGCCAGGAGGGGGAUGGCUCGGAGGAGGGAGACGAGUCUGAGCGGUGGAGGAAGAGUCGUGGGAUGGGGCUUGGAGUCGGCAAGGUGCCAUCUAGAAAUGUGUUUGAGAAGCGGCAGGAGCUUUUGGAGAAGGAUAAUCUGAAGUGGCCUGCUGGAGAGGGGUGGAAACCAUUGUAA